Klebsormidium nitens is the source of this 1920-nucleotide messenger RNA. The record is from the annotation of a GenBank genome assembly. Lineage: Eukaryota; Viridiplantae; Streptophyta; Klebsormidiophyceae; Klebsormidiales; Klebsormidiaceae.
CACUGUCAUCAGGCUGGCCGCUGUCAGUGGCAGUGUGCGCGUUUGAGAAAGUUUCCUGGCGGUGCUGCGUGCAUCCUGCCAGUGCUUACUCCUGAGCUGCAUGCAUGUGGAAGGUAGGGUGUAGGACUCAGGAGACGGAGCUAUCAAUCGGUGCUGCAUCCCCCCUGUUGCUACAGGGAUGAAAGGUCAUUUCUAGGAACCACCCCGGAACCACCCUGCUGCGGCGCCCCUUCAUUUGUCUCCUUGAAGCAAGCAGCGAUCUCUGCGACGAACAAGCACUAGGUAUCCCCUUUCUUGCCAGGCGCGUGGCGGUGGGGCGAUGCAUAUUGUGUCGUGGAAUGUGAACGGGCUGCCCACCACGCUAAAGGAGGCAAGCUACCACCACGGCUCUGUUGAAAACUAUUUUGCGCAAGUCCUCAAGGCGGAUAUCGUGUGUUUCCAGGAAGCCAAGGUGCGUGAAGACAGGCUGGAAAAGUGGCUGGCGUGCGUACCAGGGUACGAGUCCUUCUGGGCGUUUAGCCAGAACAAAAAGGGCUACAGCGGUGUCGUGACCUAUGUAAAAGAGGGCUUCUCGCCAUUAGACGCCGCCGCAGACUGCCUGCCCGGGGGAGGGGGCGGAGGCGAGGAUGACAUCACCCAGGAGGGGCGGGUGAUGAUGACAGACCAUGGGGCGUUCGUGCUCUUCAAUAUCUACGUUCCCAACGCGGGAGAGAAGCCCCUGAGGCCACGACUGGACUUUAAGAUGAAGUUCCUGAAUGCGCUGCGGGCCAAGUGCGACGAGCUUGUGGCCAGCGGGCGCCACGUCAUCGUGGUGGGCGAUCUGAACGUCUCCCACACGACGGCCGACAUCCACUCCUGCUUCGGCUUGCACAAGGUGUACGCCCCAGAGGAGCUGGCCUGGACCGACUCGUUCCUGUCCGAAUAUGUGGACGCCUGGCGGCACCUCCACCCGGACGUUUCGGACGGCUUCACGUGCUGGAACCAGAAGAAGUCGGCGCGGCUCUUCAACGAGGGCGCCAGGAUCGACUUCACAGUCUGUGACAAGGGCUUUAAAGGGCAGCUGGUGGGCGCCGAGAUCCUGGACACUCCCGACAAGUGGAGCGACCACACCGCGGUUAGUUUGACGCUCAAAGACCAGCCGCCCCCGCCUCCGCACCCCCCUGUUGCUUUGUCGUCGAAAAGGAUCAGGCAGUUCCAAGAAGACCGGGGGCAAAGCAAACUGACGGCGCUCUUUUCGAAACGGAAAGUGGGGGUCCGGGGGGGAGAGAAGUACUCGCGUACAGAGGAGGCGGAGCCGCCGUCGAAGAAGGGGCGGGGAUCGCCGUUGAAAAAAGAUGACGGAGAAGAGUUGGAACAUCUGAAGAGUGGGCGCGCAAAAGCUUUAGAGAAGACGGUGGGGGAGGGGGGCCCGGUUGAGGAAAUUGAAGCAAGCGGAAAAGAGAUUCCCGAAAGUGGGGUCGAGCCUGAGCACGCGGUUGGACUUCGAGAAGAAGAAGGAACCUGUGCAAUGCCGUCAGGUGCUCCGCUACAGGAGACGCCUGCCGGAAACGUGAAUGGGGGCAUGCAUAGAGAAAGCUCACAAUUGGCUACCGGCGACGGCGAUGUUGUCCAUGUUUUCGAGCGGACAGGCGGGUUAGGGACUGUAGAUUCAGAAUCCGCUGGAACUUUGAAUGGAGGAGGGGUAGACCCAGUUAGCGCUCAAGACGGAAAGGGACUGCCGGCGCGGAGUAGACGUCGAGCGUCUGAGACUGAAAGUCCUGGUGGUUCAAAAGCUCUUUCGGGGUUUCCGAGUAAGACCUUGGUAGGAAAAAAGCGCGGUCGGAACAGAACUGGAAAGCCUCAAAAACCCGACACAAGGACGCAGCUGAAAUUGAGCAACUUUUUUGCAAAAAAGGAAAGGUAACGAUUAAGCGUGGGUGC